Salvia splendens (bonfire salvia) is the source of this 614-nucleotide messenger RNA. RefSeq names its product guanine nucleotide-binding protein subunit gamma 2. Bases 197 to 496 code for a protein of 99 amino acids. Lineage: Eukaryota; Viridiplantae; Streptophyta; Magnoliopsida; Lamiales; Lamiaceae. The record is from RefSeq and is a predicted model, not a curated record. Gene Ontology annotation, biological process: G protein-coupled receptor signaling pathway. The transcript is spliced from 5 exons.
UGUAAUCCAAAACCACCCACUCCCCAAAAGGCUAAAGUUCCUAUUUUUUCUCCCCUCCUUUUCUGCUCCCUUUUCUCUCAAUACUGUUUUGAAACAGAAAAAAGCCACUAAAUUCCAAGCUUUAUUGUGAAUUUUUAAGGCUAAUGAUACAGCAAUACAGCUGAACAUCUAAAAAGAUUAAAAAAAGAGAAACAAAAUGCAAAGUGGGAAUGGAGUGGAGGCAGAAUCAGUGGCGGCAGCAACAGAUAUGAGAGGGAAGCACUGGAUUUCUGCUGAACUCAAGAGGCUUGAGCAAGAAACUCGAUUCUUGGAGGAGGAACUGGAGCAGCUGGAGAAAAUGGACAAUGCCUCUGCUUCUUGUAAAGAAAUGCUAAGUAACGUUCGAACCAGACCGGAUCCUUUGCUCCCGCUAACAUUAGGGCCCAUGAAUCCAAUCUGGGACAGAUGGUUUGAAGGACCACAAAAUUCUUCAGGAUGUAGGUGUCCCAUACUAUGAAAGAUGUCAUUUUAGCAGAUCUAUAAUAGUAUUCUUUAUCUUUAUGAGUGAUUGGGAACUUGAUAGUAUAACAUUUUCACCAAAAACAUCAAUAUGAUGCUUUUUUCAUUUAACAUUA